GAGGGAGCGCUGGCUUUAGAAGCACAGCUGCAGAGAUUCCUAGGGGCAGAAGUUGUCUGAGAGCUUGGUCGGAAGCUGUAGGGCCAGAUCAGCGACUCUGCGACUUUUACGGCUACACAGAGCUACUGUCUUGACCCGCCCCCACCAAGAAAGGAAGGAAGGAAAGAAGGAAGAGAGGAUCUUUACAUGGAUGAGAUGGCGACCACCCAGAUUUCCAAAGAUGAGCUUGAUGAACUCAAAGAGGCCUUUGCAAAAGUUGAUCUCAACAGCAAUGGAUUCAUUUGUGACUAUGAACUUCAUGAGCUUUUCAAAGAAGCUAAUAUGCCAUUGCCCGGAUAUAAAGUGAGAGAAAUUAUUCAAAAACUCAUGCUGGAUGGUGACAGAAAUAAAGAUGGGAAGAUAAGCUUUAAUGAAUUUGUUUAUAUUUUCCAAGAGGUAAAGAGCAGUGACAUUGCAAAAACCUUCCGCAAAGCCAUCAACAGGAAAGAAGGGAUUUGUGCUCUGGGAGGAACUUCGGAGCUGUCCAGUGAAGGGACACAGCAUUCGUACUCAGAGGAAGAAAAAUAUGCAUUUGUUAACUGGAUAAACAAAGCUUUGGAAAAUGAUCCCGAUUGCAGACACGUCAUACCCAUGAACCCAAAUACUGAUGACCUGUUCAAAGCAGUUGGGGAUGGAAUUGUACUCUGCAAAAUGAUCAACCUUUCAGUUCCUGAUACAAUUGAUGAGAGAGCAAUCAAUAAGAAGAAGCUGACACCCUUCAUCAUCCAGGAAAACCUGAACUUGGCACUGAACUCUGCUUCUGCCAUUGGAUGUCAUGUUGUGAACAUUGGUGCCGAGGAUCUGCGGGCUGGAAAACCUCAUCUGGUUUUGGGCCUGCUCUGGCAGAUUAUUAAGAUUGGCUUGUUUGCUGACAUUGAAUUAAGCAGGAAUGAAGCACUGGCAGCUUUGCUUCGAGAUGGCGAGACUCUGGAGGAGCUUAUGAAACUGUCUCCAGAAGAGCUUCUGCUGAGAUGGGCCAACUUCCAUCUGGAAAACUCAGGCUGGCAGAAGAUCAAUAACUUCAGUGCUGACAUCAAGGAUUCCAAAGCCUAUUUCCAUCUGCUCAAUCAAAUUGCACCAAAAGGACAGAAGGAAGGGGAACCACGGAUAGACAUUAACAUGUCUGGUUUUAAUGAAACAGAUGAUUUGAAGAGAGCCGAAAGUAUGCUUCAACAAGCAGAUAAAUUAGGUUGCAGACAGUUUGUUACCCCGGCUGAUGUUGUCAGCGGAAACCCCAAACUGAACUUGGCUUUUGUAGCUAACCUCUUUAAUAAAUAUCCAGCACUCACUAAACCUGAAAACCAGGAUAUUGACUGGACUCUUCUGGAAGGGGAAACUCGCGAAGAAAGAACCUUCCGCAACUGGAUGAACUCUCUUGGGGUUAAUCCCCAUGUCAACCAUCUCUAUGCUGACCUGCAGGAUGCCCUGGUGAUCUUACAGCUCUACGAGAGAAUUAAAGUUCCUGUGGAUUGGAGCAAGGUUAACAAGCCUCCAUACCCAAAGCUGGGGGCCAACAUGAAAAAGUUAGAAAACUGUAACUAUGCGGUUGAAUUAGGGAAGAGUCCAGCUAAAUUCUCCUUGGUUGGCAUUGGAGGACAAGACCUGAAUGAUGGGAACUCUACCUUGACCUUGGCUCUAAUGUGGCAGCUGAUGAGAAGGUAUACUCUUAAUGUUCUGGAAGACCUUGGAGAGGGUCAGAAAGCAAAUGAUGACAUCAUUGUAAACUGGGUCAACAAAACAUUGAGUGAAGCUGGAAAGACAACUUCCAUUCAGAGUUUUAAGGACAAGACAGUCAGCUCCAGUUUGCCAGUGGUGGAUUUAAUUGACGCCAUCCAGCCAGGCUGCAUUAACUAUGACCUUGUGAAGAGUGGGAAUCUGACAGAAGAGGACAAGCACAAUAACGCCAAGUAUGCAGUGUCAAUGGCUAGACGAAUUGGAGCCAGAGUCUAUGCUCUCCCCGAAGACCUUGUCGAAGUGAAACCGAAGAUGGUCAUGACCGUGUUUGCCUGUUUGAUGGGCAGAGGGAUGAAGAGAGUGUAAAAUAACCAAUGUCAACAGAGCCCACCUUACUCGAAGGUGCAUGAUUAGCAAGUCAGCUAGUCCCAGGUGAAGUGCUCAUGGCUUCAGAAGUCUUGGUCAUUUAAAGGACUUUUAGUUUGGAUUAGCAAUACUAAUUAAUCAUGACAGCCUUCGGAGAAAGCAUUUUAGUAAACAGGCAACUCCUUUUCCCGUACAGCUGACUCUUGUCAGCACACCUGAACAUGCUCACAGCCGACCAUCUGCUCUCUCCUCCUAGAAUGCUGCCCUUGACAUUCCAGCUUGCUUUCUAUUAUCUAUGAAUCUUCUCCCUCCUGGGAUAUCCAUCUCUUGAGACUCACCUAGAUGUGUAGCUAGGAAUAUUAUUAGCUCGACCUUUGGCUUUCCAAGUUCUAGCAGUUCUUUCUGGAGAACAGAGCUCUGAUGCUGUGUGGAGAUGAGUGUUCUUUGCUUUCUUUAUAGUGCUGAAAAUCCGCUGAAGUAACUGGCUGUGCAGAAUGGAUUAGAAGCUCUUCUCGAAUUCUUUUAUUCUUAAAAUCAGUAUCUUUUUACAGUAUUCUUUCUACAUGGUUAUUUUUUGUACAUUUAAGAAUAUUUUGAUUACAUCCAACACGUCUGCUGAUUUGCUACUUUUUUAACAGGGGUCAUCAUGUAAGUAAAACACACAAAAGCAUAAAUUAUAGGUGGAGGAAAGUGGACCCUAAGGAUGCGUUUCCCCCUCACACCCAGGCUCAAAUAAAAUGAAAUAUUUGGUCUUCAAUAAGUCAGUCCGAUACACGCUUCUUUGUUUGAAAACCUUUACCACAAAACUCUUUUUCAGUCUAAAAUGCUGUUGAGUAUGACACUUUUGAGGAGAGGGAGGGCUCCGAAUUUAGAUGGGAAUUCGAUAAGCAAAGAAUGCUAAAGUGUACAAUGGAAUUUUAAGUUUUACACCUAUAACAAGGACAUGUGGUCACAAAAAUGGGAAAGUAUGUAUGUCGGACUUGAUGUACUCUUGCUCUGUCAAGCUCUUUGCUAUAGUUCUCAAGAUCAUUAUGUUAAUCUAACUCUGAAAAGUGAUGUAAUCUGGUAGCAACAUAGUAGUCGAAAUAAAGGCAUUUGCAUAAUAAUUACCCUCUAA
Molecule: messenger RNA, 3196 nt
Organism: Apodemus sylvaticus (European woodmouse)
Lineage: Eukaryota; Metazoa; Chordata; Mammalia; Rodentia; Muridae
Gene: Pls3
Product: plastin 3
Exons: 17
Coding region: 187-2079 (630 amino acids)
Biological process (GO): actin filament network formation; actin filament bundle assembly
Cellular component (GO): actin filament; cytoplasm; actin filament bundle
Molecular function (GO): actin filament binding; calcium ion binding
Source: RefSeq, a predicted model, not a curated record